AGUUACUGGUUUUCGAACAUUACCAUAUUAUUACAACACCAUUUCAGAUGGUGUUGAUAGAAUUCAGAAGAAAUCGUCGUUCAUACGUCUGUAUACAACAGAUUCAACAGAGAAGUGUGAGCAAAUGUAUGGAUUUUUGCCUUGUUCAAAGAGUCUGUCUGGUCAUUUUUUCCUCAUUGUGGUGUAUGAGUACUUGUUAUUUCAUGGAGAAUACUAUGUGGCCAUGGGAGGUGAAAGGAUUUUCAAGAUUCUUGGUCCAAAUAGUGUAUUUGGUGCAAGUGCAUUUCACAUUCUUGGCUUCCUUCCUGAGGCUUUGAUACUACUUGCAUCAGGGCUCUUGAACAGUAAAGAAGUUGCUCAAGAGUAUGUGUUAACUGGAGUGGGGUUGCUAGCUGGAUCAACAAUCUUGCUUCUCACUUUAAUUUGGGGAACUUGUGUUUUUGUUGGCAGUCAACAAUCAACACCUAGUGUGACAUCAUAUGGUCACAUGCAAAACCAUUGGGAAAGAUUUCUGUCUCAAUGGACUGUUUCCAUCAUCGUCUCCCUUCUCUUCUGUGAAGAUGGCUCGAGUGGACGGCUUUCAGAGCGAGGACAUGAAAGCAAGACAAGAAUUAAGCAAAACCAAAACCUAAAACCAGCCAUUCUUGAAGAUGAGAUAAGCCAGUUGACGCAAACCCUGAAGAUUGGUGAUAUUAUCGUGAAGGAACCACUAUCUAAGGUUGUGGUAAACGAAAAGGAUGACGAAGAAACUGUCAACCCUGAAUUUAUAGAUUGA
This is a messenger RNA of Lycium ferocissimum, 775 nucleotides long. Its product is annotated as sodium/calcium exchanger NCL1-like. Gene Ontology annotation, biological process: intracellular calcium ion homeostasis; calcium ion transmembrane transport. The record is from RefSeq and is a predicted model, not a curated record. NCBI's taxonomy places the organism in Eukaryota, Viridiplantae, Streptophyta, Magnoliopsida, Solanales, Solanaceae. The coding region runs from base 125 to 775 and encodes 216 amino acids. Gene Ontology annotation, molecular function: calcium:proton antiporter activity. Gene Ontology annotation, cellular component: membrane. The transcript has 4 exons.